Molecule: messenger RNA, 1293 nt
Organism: Acytostelium subglobosum LB1
Lineage: Eukaryota; Evosea; Eumycetozoa; Acytosteliales; Acytosteliaceae
Exons: 1
Coding region: 1-1293 (430 amino acids)
Source: RefSeq, a predicted model, not a curated record
AUGAUAAUACACAGGUCAAUCAAUGUUGAAGAGGCAGUCUUACAUUUACCAGGUGUUGACAUUGGAACUUGUUUGACAGUGAAUGAUCCAUGUUCAUCAGAUAAUGAACCUUUGGAGAUCAUUGUUGUCAAUGAUCAUUUAAUCACAAACAAAGACAAUAAUAAUAAUAAUACUUGCUUUAUUGGUAUCAAGAGUGGAAAGGAAAGAGUAGUAUCUGUAUCAUAUUCGAUCAAGACCGAAAAGCCAUACCAACUCAACUAUCAAAUCAACUCGGAUGGAUUGGAUGCAUUGUUUGUGUUGAGUCGCCAAAGUGAUCACAGACAAGCUUUGAAGUCUACCGACCGUCAUCACUAUACACUCCAGUCAUCGGUCAUCUGGGAGAAUGUCAUUGGUCUCGGCUUUGAAGAAGUAGAGACAGAGUUCUGCUUCAUAUCCAAUGAUGGAUCGAUCCAACAAGUACUCUCGGCGGUCAUCACUUGUGAGCCAAGCGCAAUCAUCAAACUUCAGGACAAUAGGGAACUGCAACUUGGUGAGGCGCAGCCAGUGGAGGUGGUGCAGUCACUAGAGAACAAUGUCAAAUGUACCAAGUAUGUUGGAGUCGUGAUCAACACAAACAGGAGACUGGCACCUUUGGCCAAGGGUGUACUGUCAUCAGAUCAGAGCGUAUUGUUUGAUGUCAUAUCGAGUACGACAACAGAGUAUGGAUCAUUCAGUAGUGUAUUGAUGAGCAAUGUACCUUCACUAUCAAACUACGACCUGAUUGCCACUCCAAAGAGCAAUGAACCAGUUGUCACUGGAUUUCUCAAGUUGGAUGCCUACCAGUACUCUGCCAUCAUUCAAAAGAGUAACAAGGUACACUACAAGCUAGUGGAUAUGACCUUGAACAAGGACAGCAGGAACAACAACAACAAUGUCGAUCGCAUCAUCAUAUUCAAAGAUUGUAAUCAGAAUGGAGGUGAUGGAGAACUGGUUCAAGACAAACCAGAAACCAAGCAUCAUAUUAGAGGAAGACCCAAAGGAAGUGGCAAGGUUGGAGGUAAGGGAGUGUUGUCAAUCAUCAAGUUGGACCAAACGACACAUAUGAUCAAGCUUGGUGGUCUACCCGUAUUGGACUAUUCAUUCCAAUUGAUCAACUGUGUACAGACAUCCACAGUUGACAUACUCAACUUUGAGACAUUCAGUGCAUUCAUCAAGUAUGGUCGCAUUGCAUUUGAAACAUCAAUCAAAUGGGAUCAAAUAUCAUACAAGGAGGAGGAAAUAUUCUCCAAGUUGAAGCGUGCCACUGUAAGUUAG